This is a messenger RNA of Capsella rubella, 639 nucleotides long. RefSeq names its product putative homeobox-leucine zipper protein ATHB-51. The transcript is spliced from 3 exons. Gene Ontology annotation, molecular function: sequence-specific DNA binding; DNA-binding transcription factor activity. Gene Ontology annotation, cellular component: nucleus. NCBI's taxonomy places the organism in Eukaryota, Viridiplantae, Streptophyta, Magnoliopsida, Brassicales, Brassicaceae. Bases 1 to 639 code for a protein of 212 amino acids. Gene Ontology annotation, biological process: positive regulation of DNA-templated transcription. The record is from RefSeq and is a predicted model, not a curated record.
AUGGAAUGGCCAACACCGACGAGCAAUGUGCAAAAUGAGAGAGUUGCUUUCAUGCCACCGCCACGGUUGGAGUCUAACUGCUGGCUCCACAGCUUCAGCUAUGAUCCUUCUGCAGGGAAUUCGUAUACGCAAACCGGGCCGGUUAUCGCUGUACCGGAAUCAGAAAAGAUGAUCAAUACGUACCAGUGUGAUCCGAGUAACAACAACGAGAUGAUAAACAAGAAGAAGAAGAGGCUAACGAGUGAACAGUUAGCUUCACUUGAAGUAAGUUUCCAAGAAGAUAUCAAACUAGAUUCAGACAGGAAACUAAAGCUGUCGAAGGAGCUUGGUCUGCAUCCACGUCAGACAGCGGUUUGGUUUCAGAACCGCCGUGCGCGCUGGAAGGUGAAGCAUCUCGAAGAGUCAUACGACUCGCUUAGGCAAGAGUACGAUGCUGUUUGGAGAGAGAAGCAGAUGCUACACGAUGAGGUGAAGAGGCUGAGAGCUAUAAUACUAAGAGAUCAGGGUUUGAUGAUGAACAGCAACCAAAUCGCCAGAGGAGAUCAAGCUAACGGUAUUGGUGGAUACAUUAAUCCCAUGAUGGUUGGCUCUUCUCACGUGCGCUGGCCACCGAUAUCGCAGCCGCCUAACCCGUGGUAG